Molecule: messenger RNA, 2183 nt
Organism: Amoebophrya sp. A25
Lineage: Eukaryota; Dinophyceae; Syndiniales; Amoebophryaceae
Source: the annotation of a GenBank genome assembly
AAAGGUAGUGCCGAUCAUGGUUAUGGUGACCUAAAAGACGAGGACGACGCUGUGGUUGCUGCUAAAAAUACUGCUGUUUACCACGCCAGUCGGGCCAAAAGCCUCGUGAGCGUACAUGCGGGACUAGAAACGGCAUUCCCACUGGCUAAGCACGUCGUUCUAGACAGACGCAACGCCUUUUGGCAGGUGCAUCUGGAUGAAGAGGAGAGGCUAGCGCGCAAAAAAGCGCGAUCAGUACAAAAUGCAAGCAAAGACGGAGUUUCACCUCCAUCUGGAAAAGUGGGAGAUAACGUUGAUGACGACGAUCUGUCGGAGCCGCACAAUGUAGAUGACGAGGUCGACGUCAAAGAUGACGACCCAGGAGCUGGAGAGUGGACAGCUCUUUUCGCUCGCAUUGCUAAGGAAGAGUCAGAUCGCCUCCAAGCGGAGGAACAUGACGAAGCUGAGAGAAAGCGCGAGCGAGAGGAAAGAGCCGCAAAGAGGCGUGAGGCCUUGCAGAAAUUAGCGGACGAAGAAGCUGCGAACGAGCUCGCACAAGCUGCGGAUAAGGUAGUGGAGUUGCAGCGACAGAAAAAGCUCGAUCGACAGCGUGAACAAGAGGAAGAGCGCGCACGAAUAGCGGUUGAAGAGACGAGUAUUGGUGAGGCGGCUAAUAUUAUGGCUAGAAGAGAUCCAUCUUCACAGGCAUCCUGAGACCGUUUUCAAGGGGGAAAUACGUCAAAGAUGACUUCCAAGAUGGAUUUCUCUUAGUUCUAAUAAUAGCACAACUGUGGGAGGACCGGGAGGAACACGAACAGGGACAGCACCAGCAGGUGCAGCAGGAUUGUCGGCCGCUUCUACCACUGCUUCUCAUGAAGGAAACACUAAAAGUGCCUUCUUUACGCCAGCCUUUGAUGCUGUUGGUGUGGUGGAUACUGAAUCUCCAAAAAAAGCCGAUGUUGUUGAUACCUCACAAGCACGCUCUUCAGAAAGUAACGACGCAUCAGCAGGAGGAACGGGUAUGCGGCUCGUGGAGACAGAAGAGCGACCUCCUGACACGGUUUUCGUGGUUGCAAAUCCUAACAGAAAUACAGCAAAUCCAAAAUCUGGUGAUGGUGAAGCUGUGCAUCGGAAAGACGUUUUGCCGGGACAGAAGUUGGUCAUCAUUCACGAGGACACUUCUACUCCAGAAGAGAGGAUGUUGAAGCGUGGAGAACAGUUGAGUAACGCUGCAAAUGGUGCGAAAUCACCUCUAUCGUCGGAUCACCAAGGAAAUGCCAAAGGAGACGAAGCCGCUACCGAAACCACAGGAGAACAGAACGUCGAGCCUAGCGAGAACGACUCAGACGGGCCAUAUGAAGCAUCGAUGCCAGUCGGAGUGCAACCUGGUGUUGUUCAUGUCCAGCAUGUGAAUGUAAAGUUGAACUCGCCGAUGCCGAAACGUGCAAGCGACAAGAGCCCGAAUGGUGCAAGCGACAAGAGUCCGACAGGUGACCUGGAGACAACUGUUGAUGGUACCACAGACGCCGCUGCUGGCACGGGGAACAAGGACGAAGAUGGUGAAGCAAAUGAACCGAUGUCGGAGAGUGCAUCACUGUAUGCUCAAGCUAGACGUUUGCUGGAAAAGGCGAAGCAGACGAAUAGGGAGCCUCGUAUUCACGGGCACGGAGGGCAACAUGGAGGGCACGGAACCGGCACUGGAGGAGCAUCGACAGGAGCUUCGACAGGAGGAGCGUCAACAUCUUUUUCAGGAACAACUCUUUCUUCUGCUUCAUCCAGCACUAGUGGUCCUGGUCAACAAACUAAAAAUUCGAGCACUUUGACCCAAAUGAAGGACAAAAUAGGUGGCUUAUUCGGACCUUUGUUAGCUGGAGGAAAUGUAUCCCAGCAGGGACAGAGUGCCGCUGGAGGUGCGUUGCAAACCUUGUUGCAACAGGAUCCAGACGCUGCGGCCGCCGCCAUAGAAAAGCGACUAGGUGAGCUCGUUGUAGACCCGAAAGUUAGCAGCUCCUCCAUUACGACUGCUCCAUUUUCACAACAAGGAAAGAACGCAAAUAGUAUCAAUUUAAGGCUUGGGAGUUGACAUCUCUAUGCGCGUCUCUAUGGCUAUCUCAAGUAAGAAAGCCCUAGAUAUGCGAGCUAGAGACGCCAACUUUCAACUUCUAAUCAAUGGAGGUACUAGCACUAGUGAUUCACGAGGUGGC